Molecule: messenger RNA, 7682 nt
Organism: Pristis pectinata (smalltooth sawfish)
Lineage: Eukaryota; Metazoa; Chordata; Chondrichthyes; Rhinopristiformes; Pristidae
Gene: ltk
Product: leukocyte receptor tyrosine kinase
Exons: 21
Coding region: 273-3464 (1063 amino acids)
Biological process (GO): protein phosphorylation; multicellular organism development; positive regulation of kinase activity
Cellular component (GO): membrane; signaling receptor complex
Molecular function (GO): transmembrane receptor protein tyrosine kinase activity; ATP binding
Source: RefSeq, a predicted model, not a curated record
UUCACAUCCAAUGUCUGUCAAAAGUUCGGUCUGAAUAAGAUGACGAAUCAUUGCAGCUCUGAUUGAGAGAUCUUUCUUUGGCCAGAUUAAAUUAAGCGGGUCAUAUGAUUUCGCUUUGGAGAAGGAGUCUAUCUGUGGAACUCCACGAGUGUCAGUAGUGCCGGGCGUCGCUCCGUUGGCACAGAGCAACAUCAACCCCCCGAGUCAGAAGGCACACCAGUACCCGGCUGAAGGCGAGAGGGAGAACUCUGCGCCACGGCUCCGGCGGAGCCAUGGGCUCAACUCCGGUGGCAGUCCGCCCCUGCCUCCUAAUGUUUUACAUGCUCUUUUUCCUGGUGGCAGGUCUUGGGAAUCAUCCCACCGAGGGAUCUGCAGCAACCGGGCAGACUGACCUUCAUGCACCAAGCCAGUUGGAAACUCACCGACCAGAAGGGAUUGCUGUCGAUGGGAGAGAAUCAGUGACAUUGGAGGGUGACUCCGUGCAUCAUCUUGAAGAUCUUCCAUUUCUCUACCCAAUGCCAGAGGUUGCUCCAUCAGACUACUCCGACGUGGCUUGGCUGUUUACAUCAUGUGGGGCAAGUGGUCCAAAUGGCCCCACCCAGGCACAGUGCACCAAUGCCUACCGCCAUACCAACAUCUCCGUAGGGAUCGAAUCGGAAGGACCUCUCAAGGGCAUCCAGAUGUGGCAGGUGCCAGCAACUAACAAAUAUGUAGUGUCCGCUUAUGGAGCAGCUGGAGGCAAAGGAGCCCGGAACAGCAACAAGAGGUCACAUGGAAUCUUCAUUUCAGCCAUCUUUCAUCUGAAGAAAGGCGAACUUCUUUAUAUCCUGGUUGGACAGCAAGGAGAGGAUGCCUGCCCAGGGAAAGACCCCAUGACUCAGAAGAUCUGCUUGGGAGAAUCUUCCAUCAUUGAAGAUGAUUACAAUAAUAAUAAUAAAGCCAUGUUAGAAUGGGCAGGAGGUGGAGGUGGAGGUGGUGGAGCAACAUAUAUUUUUAAGGUGGAGAAUGGUGUUCAAGUGCCAUUGCUUAUUGCCGCAGGCGGGGGAGGAAAGGCAUACUUGGAAGACCCAGAUGUCGUGAUGAAUGACCUGGUAUUAGAACAAUAUGAAAAUGAUACAUCAGUGCCCGGAUUCAAUGGCCAAGUAGGAGCAGCAGGUGGAGGCGGAGGUUGGAAUGACAUCACAAAGUUUCCCUGGGCAGGAAAAUCUCUCGUGGAAGGUGCUAAUGGGGGCAAUGCGUGUCCCCAGGCACUGGAGAAGCUGGGGUGGGCAACACAUGGUGGAUUUGGAGGGGGUGGUGGAGCUUGUACAUCCGGAGGAGGAGGUGGUGGAUACACAGGUGGGGAUGCAUCACUAACUGAUCAUAUUACUGCUGAUGGCCAAGACGGAAUUUCAUUUGUUAAUCAAGCUGGAGAGAUUUACCUCCACCCAUUAGCAGCAAUGGAAAGUCAUGGAGAGGCUGAAAUUCGGAUCCAUAUCAACUGCAGUCAUUGUGAGUCAGACAACUGCAUACGGGAGAAAGAGUCCAAGAAGAUACUGUGCCUGUGCCUGGGGGGCAAAAUUUUAGCCCAAGAUAAUGUUAGCUGUACAGUUCCUGGAGGCGUCAUCCCAGAAGGCCAUCUUCCUUCCUCCCUCAUAAUUGCCGUGGUUACGUCCACCAUUGUUACUGGAGUAGUUCUAACCUGUGCUGGACUUGCUCUCAUUUACUAUCGCAAGAACAACAGGCUGGCGGCGGUGAGAGUAAAGCUGCAGAGCUCGGAGUACAAGCUGAGCAAGAUCAGGACCUCAACCAUCAUGACGGAUUACAACCCCAACUACUGCUUCGCGGGCAAGGUGGCAGCACUCAACAAACUCAGGGAGGUGCCCAGGAGAAACAUCUCUUUGCUGAGGGCUCUUGGUCAUGGUGCUUUUGGUGAGGUGUAUGAGGGCCACGUGGUUGGAAUUGGUGGUGAAUCUGUCCCUUUACAAGUGGCGAUCAAGACUCUUCCAGAAAUCUGCUCCGAGCAAGAUGAAAUGGAUUUCUUGAUGGAGGCCUUAAUUAUCAGCAAGUUUAACCAUCAAAAUAUUGUCCAGUGUAUCGGUGUGAGUCUCCAAGCCCUGCCUCGAUUUAUCCUACUGGAACUUAUGUCCGGAGGAGACAUGAAGACUUUUCUCAGAGAAAACAGGCCUAAAGCUGCACACACAUCCACAAUGACAAUGCUGGACCUUCUGAACAUGGCCAAAGAUAUAGCUUGUGGUUGCAAAUAUCUGGAAGACAAUCAUUUCAUUCACAGGGAUAUUGCUGCAAGGAAUUGUUUAUUAACCUGCACUGGACCCAGCCGAACAGCUAAAAUUGGAGACUUUGGGAUGGCUCGAGACAUUUAUAGAGCGAGUUACUACAGGAAAGGUGGGCGUGCAAUGCUACCAGUCAAGUGGAUGCCUCCAGAAGCUUUCCGAGAAGGAAUCUUCACUUCAAAGACAGACACGUGGUCAUUCGGAGUGUUGCUAUGGGAGAUUUUAUCACUUGGAUACAUGCCGUAUCCCUGCAAGAGCAAUCAGGAAGUCUUGGAGUUUGUGACAAGUGGUGGAAGAAUGGAUCCCCCUAAGAACUGUCCAGGACCUGUAUAUCGUAUCAUGACCCAGUGCUGGCAGCAUACACCUGAACAUCGGCCAGACUUCUCCACUAUCUUGGAAAGAAUUAACUACUGUACCCAGGAUCCGGACAUUGUGAAUACACUCCUCCCUGUUGAGAAUGGCCCUUGCUGCGAAGAAGGAGGAGGUACAUUGAUGCGUCCUGAUAGCUCCAGCGGCCUGACACCCCUGAGGGUCAGCACAAACCUUGCGCCUCAAAUCACCUGUCAGGUGCCCGAGUUUCUGCACUCCAGGCCAAAGCUUCAGCGUCUUUGGGAGCUAUCGAAGAGGGACAGCUUUGGCGGCAACGUGGAGACCGGCCUUCCAGCGGGCUCCUUUGGCCGCGGUUGGCUUUGCCCAGAUCCCGAGGCCGACCCCCGCCCCGACGCUAAGCCUCAGCGAGGGCAGAGGCCGCAGAACCACUCCAAAACCUUGUGGAACCCCACUUACGGUUCCUGGAUCUCCGAGAGCUUCAGCAGAGCGGCGGAGGACGGGAAGCCCCCGGCCACGCCCGACCAUGAGGACUCGGGGUUGGAUUGCAACGGCAGCUCCCCGCCCAGCUCACGGGAGUCGCCUUCCCCUGUCGGUCACUACCCACCUCUGGAGAUAGGCGGGCUGGCGCUGGCCAAGCUGCAGAGUUUCCCGUGCGGAAACAUAAACUAUGCUUACGACAGUCUGGGCUGCGACGCUGACGGGGAGCGGAUCUCAAUGGACGCCAGCGAUGAGGAUGGUCCCAGGCAGAAGACCCUGCCUCUGAAUAAAGAGAUGCACUGCCUCAGCAACCCAGAGAAGGUGACGAGAGAUCGCGACUCAGGUCUUUCAUUGUCUGAAGACCUCAGCAUCACCCCCGUGUAGAAACCACCCAUGUGUGCAACGUUGCAUGGAUUAGCCGAGUUCGGUCAGAAUAUAGAAGAAGUCAAAGACACCAUUUCCAUUGGCCACUGCAUCCAGAUUGUAAAGUAGCGGCCUCCUGUCAAUCCUCAAAAUAGAUUGAAAGGCCAUUAGAUCCCCAGUCAGAAGACUGUCGCCCUGUUCAUGUUUGUUUUGCUGCUGAGAACAUGAUGGGCCUUGAGGUCAUCGCUUGCUGGCGCUUCUGAGAUUUUUUCCUGCAAAUCUCCUCGAUGUAUAUGGCACACUAGAUUAAUCGCCACACAAGUAAUCUCACACAGUGGAGAGGAGCAGUUCAAAUCCCUGCGGCGACUGUGGUUCAAAGUGACAGUCUCAACAAUCCGACGUCUGUAGCAAUCUCCCCAGAGACAGGGCAAGAGCUGGGGAUCGAACACCUGAAUCCCACAUGUUUGGGAGAAGCUUGAUGAGUUACUAAUACAGACUGAAAUUACAGCCCUACAUUCAUAGCACUGUACCUAAUCCAAUUCACUUCCCAUUUACAGAUACCAAUUUUGAAAUAGUGGUCUUAAAGUCAUUGUGUGGUGCAUGUCUCUGGAUUUUGCAUUCAGAUGCAGUUGGCGGACCCUUGGCUGCCUGUGGCAAACACUUAUAUCUGAAUCAUUUUUGAUAAAAGCACUUAUGAACGCAUGUGAAAUGAAGACACGGAGGAAAUGUUUUGAGAUAAUCGGGUCAGGAACCGAAACAAGCAUUUUAUUUUCUCUGAAACAAAAGGUGUAACUUGCUUAGAGUUACCUAGAGCCUUGUUUUGAAUAUUUUCUGAUUUUUGGAAGAAGAUUCCCUUUAUCUUGAAAUGGGAAAUGAGCCCAUGGGAACUAUUUUACUCAACAUCAGAGGCUUUGUAAAUGAGUGCUUGUUUCAUCUCCCUUUGACAAAAGUCCCAGUAAAAGUUGAACUAACAUAAAAAUGGUCACUUCACAUUGCACAGCAACAUCUCCCGCCAGAGGGCAAUGUGUCGAGGGGAAGGACAAUUUUAUUUUCCAGAGUCCAGAUGAAGGGUCGCGACCUGAAACGUCGACUGUUUAUUUCCCUCCAUAGAUUCUGCCUGUCCCGCUGAGUUCCUCCAGCGCUUUGUGUGUUGUUCCAGAUUCCAGCAUCUGCAGUCUCUUGUGUCUCAAUCUGAUUUUCACGGUGUUGCUCAGGCCUUGCUGCUUCGAGAACGCGUCAGUUUUCUAGAGGAAUUGGAGGACAUGAACAAUGCGUUGAAAUGGGUCAUUCAGCAGUUCAAGAGAUCGCUUAAAGAGCAAAUACUAAUCUCUUCUAAUCCAGCGUUCCAGAUACAAUAUUGGAGCCGGAAAUCGAAACUGGAAGGCUCUGAUUGAGGGUUCUCGCAGAACAAAGAAUUUGGAUCAUUUGCAAAGAAUUUCUAUCCAAAGUGUUUGAACUGGAUCAUCUGACAUUUCUGGUAAUACCUUCGCAUGUCAUUUUGAAACAAUGAGGUCACUUAAACAAAAGUGCAAUCCAUAUAGCAACAGUGGCCAUCAAUAGUUUGAAUGCUGGCAUAAACAAAGCCUGUUAUCCUCUCUUGCCCCAGUAUUCCAUCAUACUCUCUCUCCUACUUUUCCUCCCACUGUCUCUGCAAUCCUCCUCAACAACCCCUCCCUAUGCUCUCCUUAACACCUCUCCCCAUCUCCUUCCUUUCGACCCCUUUCCUGAUUCCCAACAUCCAUGCUCCACUGCCCUAUCUUUCACCUUUUCUCUUCUCCCUUUCUCCCACAUUCAUGCUCCCCAUCCUCACCUUCCCCCACUCUGCCACUCCUCCCCCCCCCCGUGCUCUCCUCCCCUCCACAAACUCACCGUUCUGUUCCUUGAUCUUUCUUUCACACAAUCCUUCUUACCAAUGACCCUUCUUUCAUCCUUUCUCCUCAACGUCUUCUCUAAGUCCCUGGUUAUUGCCAAAGUUAUGGCAUAGAAAUUCCUUAAAUAUUACAGUUAUAGAUGUGAAAUGUUGUAUAUACAGAUUGAAUAGGUCAUUCCUGACAUCAAACAGCACCAAGUUCACCACAAAGUCUUCAGAAAAUAUGUCCAUCCCAAGUAGUUUCUGCAGGAGGUUUUAAUGGGGUCACUUAUGUAAGCGCUGAUGUAAGAGCUCCCUGUCAUUCCAAAAUAAGUUGUUUUCUCUUAAAAUACUUCUUUAUGAAGUCUUGGCAAGGCGAAUUCGAAAUCAGUAUUACAUUUUCCAAGACGAUUUCUGAUAUUGAGUGCUGGUAGAAUAAUGUUAACACAAUUACCCAUUUUUGGCAACACAAGAGACUGCAGACGCUGAAAUCUGGAGCAACAACCUGGUGGGGGAACUCAGCGGGUCGAGCAGCAUCGGUGGGUGGGUGGGGGUGGGGUAGGAGGAGGAAAUGUGGACGCUUUGGGUCGAAACCCUGCAUCAGACCCUCCAGCAGAUUGUUUGUUGUACCAGUUUUGGUGGUACGGUGGUGCAGCAAUUAGCCCUGCUACUUCACAGUCCCAGGAUCCCGGGUUCGAUCCUGCCCUCAGGCACUAUCUGAGUUGCACUGUCUGAGCUGAGAAAGUUGCACGUUCUCACCGUGACUACAUGGGUUACGUCUGGGUGCUCCGGUUUCCUCCCAGAUCCCAAAGACGUACUGAUAGAUUAAUUGGCCACUGUACGUGAUGUCUUGGUGUAGUAAGGGGCAAAAGAAUCAAAGGGGAAUUGAUGAACAUGUGCAACUGAAUAUCUUUCAGGACUACAGGGAAAUAAGGAGAGGGGCAUGGGUCUGAUGGGAGCUAUCAUGAAGUUAAUGGGCCAGAUGGCUUCCUUAUAUAUCAUGGCAAGUAAGUGCCGAUGUUUCGUGGUAGAUAAGGUUCAGAACUGCAUUCAACUAAGCUUGUGAAGUGUGGUUGGAUCUAAUUCUGUAGUUUUUAUAUACAUUGCUGCAGAUAGAUCGCACGGAAUUGUAACAAAACGGUGCAAUUCGUGAAGAGAGCUCCACUGAACUAUCUCACUUUACGCUGGCCGUUGACAUGUAAGGCUGGGGGUUGCUGCGUGCAGGACAUCGAGGUGACAGUAUGGGCCCUUUAAUUGUCAAUUCAACCCUCCCCAACCCUGCAUGAGGUGCCCCUGUUGUCCUUUUCUGAGUUAGCAAAAGUUAUGAUUAUCUCUGGAACCGUUGGCUUCUUCCGGCGGUGGAGGAAAUCUUUGCUGCCUGACUGACAAAAAUAGCCUUCCUUUCCCCCUUCCAACAUUUUUGCAACCAAUUAAAACAAAAAUCAAUAAAAAAAGAGAAAAGUUUUGUUUUAAUUACCCGAUGUCUUUUCCCUGUUUGUUUGCUUAUAGCUCUGAAUUUAGAACAAUUCUAGUGAGUUGGCAUUCUUAAUUUAACGUCACGAUUUCUAUUACAUUUGUACUUUUGGCCUUUAAGUGACUUUUAUAUUAAACUUAGAGGGUCGGUGGGAGGGGAUUAACUGCUGAAAAUGAACAAGAAUGUGUCUCAUAUUCAUCCUGAAUGCUAAUAAUAGAAUCUUUAAAGCUGUAUUAGGUAGUUUAAACACUGUGAAGUCAUUUUAAAUUAAUAGUUAUUAACAUUGUUACAGUUUAUAAGAAUCUUGUCACUGGUGGAGUUUACUGAAUGUCUAACAUGUUUACUUAAAUGCUGUUAAAGUUGUAGUUGGAUUAAGUUGCCGUUGUUCUUGUAACAUAAAUCAGUCCCAAGAAAUUGGAGUUCACCUUCCUUUGGAGUGCUAAUGUGCUACAUAUAGUGCUUGAUGCCUACUCUAAUAUUCUGGAAAUAUUUGCAAAUUUAGCCAAAAAUACAGUAAACCUCCAACAAUCCGGCUCCUGAUUGUUCAGAGACCAACGUGAAUCGGCAUCUGGCUCACUCAUUGGUCCGGAAUGUGAGAUGGGGGUCCAGAGUGCAAGGAUGGAGUGAACCAGAGCUGUAGUCUGAUUGGUCAAAGCAAAUCAGACGUCAGUUGAUGUUUUGCGGAAUGUGAUUGGUUUAACCCAAACUUGAUGUAUUUUUCAUGUUACUAUGAAUAGUCUAAGCAAAUUUAUGCUUUUGUUCAGGUGGUUGAUUAUUGUUUUGCAAAAAAAAGUCACAAUCACUGUACAAUAUUAACACUGGGUGGCUACUUUGAUUUAUGUAUCUUUUACUUGGUAAUCUCUGUACAGAGGAUGCUUCAAAAGCUGCACUGUUUUCACUUACAAGUAGAAAUUUA